This is a messenger RNA of Frankliniella occidentalis (western flower thrips), 2529 nucleotides long. RefSeq names its product transmembrane and coiled-coil domain-containing protein 6. The record is from RefSeq and is a predicted model, not a curated record. Bases 1349 to 2455 code for a protein of 368 amino acids. Lineage: Eukaryota; Metazoa; Arthropoda; Insecta; Thysanoptera; Thripidae. The transcript has 4 exons. Gene Ontology annotation, molecular function: protein binding.
AGGUCUCUGUGUAAAAGAGUUCUAAAAAUAAAAAGUUAGUACCGUGCUCGCAUUUGGUACUUCAUGUAAAAGCAACCAUGUUAUUUUGCUGAGAAUUGAAGUUUUCUCAACAAACUUAAGUAUGUUUUAGAAGCUUCUGAAUGGAAAAACACUUUCCCUAUUGCUAUCUGCUUCUUGAUAAAUGGCAAAAGAAAUCAAAAUCCUUCCUGUGAUCAGUUUUAGAACUUCAAUACUUAUUACGCAGUACCACAUAUGUAGUAAUACAUUUUUGUUUUACUACAAUUCAACUGCAUGUGUGUAGCUUCUUCAUUUUGACAAAACUGUAUUUCUGGGAAAAUAUUUGCUUACUGAAUUUGUGCACUGCUUCAGUUAUCCAAUGAACUCUAAUAAUAGUUAUUUAUUUUGGCUGUGGAUUUCUAGUUUUUGCUCUUUGAGCUCUCGGCUUAUUAUUGUCUUCUCAGAAGUUCAUUUUGGUUACUAAAUUGCAAGCCAAUCAAUAUUUUUGUUUUGCAGUUUAACAAAUAAUUUCUGAAUGGGUUUGUUUUCUCUCUAUAUUUUUCUUUCUGAAUUCGUACUUGAGAAUUCAGUUUUGAAACUAUUGUUACUCUUGUAUUCGGUUAAUUUUUUAAAAAUCUAUCUUUAAGUUGUUGUUUUUCUUUUUUUGUUAACUUUCCUUAUGUGUCUUAAGGACUUUUCUGCUGUGCAGAUUUUGUGGAUGUCUCACACUGGUUUUUAUAAGAUUAGACUUUUACACAUUAGACCCCUUAGCAGAUUUCAAAGCAAGAGACUUGCUGGCAAGUCUACAGUCUACAGCCUUUAUGCCUUUAUGGGCUUUAGAUUGAGAGUCAGUUGUUUAAAUCAUAUUUAGAUAAGUACACUGUGUUUAAAAUAAUUAAGUUAAUGAUUAAUUCAUUCUUUAAUGAGUGAUCUUAUUAAUAAUUUUCUUGUUAAGGCUUUGAAAGUUAUUGAUUUGCCACGUUUGCCAUCUGUGAUUUAGAUACUAUAUCAAUGUUGUCCUUGACACAUAAAAUUUAGUUGGAUUGCUGAAUAAUAUGUUACGAGAACGUGAUUUCCUAGUUUUUAAAUUCUGCUUGGAAUAAAAUCAUUUUCCCACGUUGGGAAAGUUUCCACUUUUUCCCAGAUUGCCCCUUUUCAAAAACAUAUUGAACCAUCGCGGGAAUUUUGAAGUCGAUGACUCGAUAAAUAUUCACAUUCAUAUUGACGUACUAGACGACAGAACCAAAACAAAUUGACAGGAAGAGGUUAUGUUUUCUGCAGUAUUUGUUGUGCCAUCAACAAUUUAAAUCGACGUCCUCCAUCUCGUCUUACGUAUGAAUCAUUGGCAAUCAUGGCAGAAGGCAAUAGUCAGAAUUACUCACCUGUAUCUGACAAAAUUCGCCAUCAGUUGAGAAAAGAAUCUGAGGAAGGGAGGUUACAACACAGAAAUAGAGUCAUCAAUAGUGCCAGAAAAAAUCUAAGGGAGAUUGAAGAUGAACUACAGACCUUGAAUGUUAUGACACCUGAUGAGUUAGCUAAGACUGUGGCACAAAUCAAGUCAGGCAACAAUGCACCUCUCCUCUCUCUUCGAGCAUUAAAACAAGCUCUUCAUAAUCCUGACACAACCCGCUUAUUUUUACGGACUACUGGUUCACUCCAAGCCGUUGUUGGACAUCUCACAGGAAGAAAAGCGCUGCACCAACUUGAAGCAGCAUACAUUUGUUGUAAUUUGGCCACUGGGGAUGAAUAUACAUGUGAGGCAGUAACAAAUGCAGCAGGUCCAUAUUUGAUCGAAUAUCUAGGAGGUCAUAAUACUACUCUCCAAGUUGCCUGCUUGUGGACCAUUGGCAACCUAGUUGGUGGUUCUAUGAAAAGUUUUAAUGUAUUGUUGUCACAAGGCCUCAUCCCUCGCUUAAUAAACUGUCUGAAAGGUCAUGAUGAAGUUAUUGAAGCUGCAGUAUAUGCACUCUGUUUCGUGAUCAAAAUGUCAUUUCACAAGGAUAAGAAAUGUGCUCUGUCUUGUACAGAAAUGCAAGAAAUAGCUUUAGCCACAGUAUUGAUAAAGCCAGACAUUACAGAAAUGUAUUCGCUGCUUUACUUACUGUCUUGUAGUUGUGACUGUGAUAAUAUACUUUUAGAAAACUUGAUUCCUCAACAAUGCGUAACUGCACUUUUGAAGCUUGCAGGUAAUACAGAAGAUAUGUCAGUACUGCGCUCAGCAACAGCCAUGAUAAGGGCAACUGCUAAUUUAUGUGCCAUUGAGAGUGGGACAGGUGCACUGAUGGUACUAAAUCAUAGCUCCUUUCCAAAUGUCCUCAAAAAUUUUCUAAAUACAAGGCAUUCUUAUCUUACUCGAGAGACUGAAUGGCUACUAAACAACUUGUUGUUCCAUCCGUGUGUCAAAGUUGCUACACAGGCGAAAGAAUUGCAACUAGAAAGUGUUUAUGACCCAAAAUAAAAUAAGAAGUAUGAAUAAACGGUAUCAGCUAUGUAAAACAUGAUUUUCAAAAUGAAAAACAGUUAUCACAAUAA